AUGGGUAGGUCUCUCCACAUACCUGGGGUGUUCUUCCUCUUUUGCGCGCUGGUGCUGCUGUGCCUGGUGUCGAUAUCGCUGCCCUUCCUGCCUGCCCUCGAUAUUGCGCGGGUGCGGGCGAGUCAGAGUGGAGCGAGCUUUGUGACGGAUGUUAGCGUGGAGGCGGUCGUGGGGCUGAGGGUGAUGGCUACAGCGGCAGGAAAUGUGUUAAUGAGCCUUUUUCGCGUGAAGGGGAGCCUGUUCGUAUGGAGUCUCGACCGGACAGUGCGAAUGUACUGUUGCAAGUUGCGUAGUCCCUACAGCAUCAGCGUAUACAACAGCGGCGGCAACAGUUCUCUCACCAUAGAACCCCCUUGGACCCGUGGUCUCGCUGUGCAUCCUAUUGCUACUGGUGUGACGCUCAUCGCUUUGCUGCUGUCAUGCUUUACCCACGCUUUCUUCAUUUUUCUGACCACUCUCACCGCGUUCAUCGCGAGCCUGCUUGCAUUUAUCGCCUUCGCCGCCGACAUUGCGCUUUACGCGCACUUGAAGCACGAGAUGGACGGUCUUUCCGACAUAGAGCUGACCACUGAUGCAGAGGCUGCGUUUUGGAUGACGUUCGUCUCGUUCGUACUCUUAUGCCUCGCAGGAUUUAUGAUUUGUCUCGGUCGUCGACGCGAUCGUAUGGCCGGCGCUACAAAUUACGCAAUGCCUUCGAGUAAAACAUCGCUGUCAUGGAGGAGGAAGAGAAGGAGAUUCGACACGGCUUAG
Molecule: messenger RNA, 750 nt
Organism: Fibroporia radiculosa
Lineage: Eukaryota; Fungi; Basidiomycota; Agaricomycetes; Polyporales; Fibroporiaceae
Exons: 5
Coding region: 1-750 (249 amino acids)
Cellular component (GO): growing cell tip; cell division site; plasma membrane
Source: RefSeq, a predicted model, not a curated record